AUUUUUUGUCCUUCUUCUGCUUUCGUUUCAAUUUUCGUGCUCCGCUGCUUGCCAGCUAUUUGAUCAAAUUGAUUGCCAUGGAUGUAAAAUGCACAAUCAUUCCCGCCCCAGGCAAUCAGCCGGAUGUGAAAUCUGACGCUCUCCGCGUGUUUGAAGUGCUCCGCGCUGGGGGAGUAGCCCUUAUUCCCACGGAAGUCGGGUAUGGUCUCAUGGCCUCAUCGACCGAAGCCAUCCAAAAAGCGUUCGCGGCAAAAAAACGUCGACCGGGCCACGCGCAAGGCAUCAUUGGAUCAUACCAAUUGCAUCAGCAGCUGCAUGUGCUCCCCGACGAGAAAAUGGACAUGAUCCGCGUGCUGCAUCAGGACCUCGAUCUCCCAUUUGGGAUCGUCGCGCCAUUUCGAUCGGAGCAUCCGAUCCUUCAACAGCUCACGCCUGCCACGUUGGCCAACACCACGAAAAAUGAAACCCUGGGGAUAUACAUCGGUGGGAGUUCGCUGUUGAUUGAGUUGGGUCGGCUGAAUGAUGAGGCGGGUCAGUUGAUGCUUGGGUCGAGUGCCAAUUUGACAGGGACAGGGCAGAAGUUCCGCGUCGAGGAUAUCGAUCCGGAGAUCAAGGAGGCCGCCGACAUUAUUGUGGAUUAUGGGCUCCAAAGAUAUCACAUCUACGGUGGACGUCCUUCUUCAAUCAUUGACUUUGAAAAUAUGAAGGUCCUUCGGGUGGGUUCUUCGUAUGAGCUAUUGAGGGAGCGCAUGAGCAAGUAUUGGGGCGUCGACUUGCCGGAGGACCCCAUGUUUAAUGUCUCUGAAUCGGAAAAGAAGGAGAAGGAAGAAAAGACCGAACCUCCAAAACAGGAACAGCAGGAGGUGAGACACGAUCAGCCGAUACCUACAACGGUGGAAAAGAAACAAGGCUAUUGGCGACGGUUGGCGGCCAAAUUGCAGAAGAGCUGAAGCUCCGAUACCCUAACAGAUGGAACAAGUGGGCCAUAUUUGUAAAUACUUGGGCAUUAGCAUUGCAGCAUAGUGGUA
Messenger RNA from Aspergillus ochraceoroseus IBT 24754, 1028 nucleotides. Its product is annotated as L-threonylcarbamoyladenylate synthase. Gene Ontology annotation, biological process: regulation of translational fidelity. The record is from RefSeq and is a predicted model, not a curated record. Lineage: Eukaryota; Fungi; Ascomycota; Eurotiomycetes; Eurotiales; Aspergillaceae. Gene Ontology annotation, molecular function: nucleotidyltransferase activity; double-stranded RNA binding; tRNA binding. Bases 78 to 950 code for a protein of 290 amino acids. The transcript has a single exon. Gene Ontology annotation, cellular component: cytoplasm.